This is a messenger RNA of Eriocheir sinensis (Chinese mitten crab), 1843 nucleotides long. RefSeq lists its product as uncharacterized. Bases 194 to 793 code for a protein of 199 amino acids. NCBI's taxonomy places the organism in Eukaryota, Metazoa, Arthropoda, Malacostraca, Decapoda, Varunidae. The transcript has 3 exons. The record is from RefSeq and is a predicted model, not a curated record.
UAUAUAUAUAUAUAUAAAUAUCUCCCCCUGUGGGUUUGUGAUGCAUGACAAAUAAUGACAUGCAGUCAGAUAUGUAAGGGCUGCCUUGGCAGUGCGAAGUGACUGUGCCGUGGUGCAAGCUUGGGAAAAAGUGAUAUAUUGGCAUACUUUUUUUUUCGUGUGUGUGUGUUGUUUUCGUCUGCGUAUAAAACAAAUGGCGGACAUGUCACGCCCGGGAGAAAACACUCCACUUUCACUUGACAAAGGAGAGGCACGAGCAGAGGAGAAAGAAAGAGAAACAAACAGUAAACAACCUGGCGGAGAUGGAGACCAGCUAACAGGGACGCGCUGCGACGCCCAGAUAGCAGCGGCGGCGAGGACACCCGGCGCGCAGGAUGAAGAGUGCUGCAGAGCCAGACUGAGUGAAGCGCCCGUCACGAGGAGCAACUACGGCUCAGUUGAUGUGGUGAAGGUGUGCCAGUCCUGCCAACACCUGUACGAUGGGGCCAGUGAAGUGGUGCUCUCCCCAUCCCGCCUGGAGACAGACCCGCCCCUGCACAGCCCGGCCAGCCACAAGACCGUCUCCAUGCACAGGCCCUGGACAGCACGCAGGUACGAGAAUUUGUGUGACUGCGGGGCCUCUGUUAGCGGCGGCGUGUGCGUGUGUCCGGAGAGGGCCACCGGCGGAAGGUUGCAAGGCCUCCUAUCCAGUGGCAACCCAUGCCUGAAGAAGGUGAAGAUAGCGGCGCUGGUUGUGGCAGCUCUCUUGCCCUGGGUGUUCCUGGUGUCCUACAUCGUCCUCACCAACAUAUAAGCCCCGUCAUAGGUCUGGUGUUCGCAUCUGGACUCGUGCUAUAGCGUGUAGCCUACUUCAGUUUUUUUUCUGUUUCUGACGGAUGUCAUGUGACGGCUCCUGUAUGCAUGAUUGCCUGACAGUUGCAUUAUUGUAGCCUCUUGCCUGUGUUAUGAAGGAUAUUAGGUACAGCCAUCAACAAAGCGCUGGCGCCUCACGGUCACCAGCUAAUUGAUGAACAUCAAGGUUCAUUGACGCACAAACCGAAGCACAUGCACGAGAGGAAUUAUGGGGUCACGAGGUAGCAUGAGUUACCUGCUUGAGAGGUGGUCAUAACCGUAGUCAGUGUGAUGAAUGUGUGUUCGGUGAUUAUAUUUUUAUAGUGGUAACUAGGAUUUUGAUUUAAUGAGAGAGAGAGAGAGAGAGAGAGAGAGAGAGAGAGUGUUGAUGUACAUAGUACUGUACAGCACGUGCUGCUACUGUUAUGGAAACCCACAGCCCUUAACCCCCGUUGACCCCGGGCCAAGCAACCCCUCCAACUUCCCCAUACUAAAUGCCCGAUAUCAGCUGGGAUCUGUGGCACUUCGGUUCACGAGUGUGAAUCGCUCGGUCCGUGUCUCGGUGGGGGAGGCGCAUCGCUCUAGUUGGUGGCCGUACAUGAAGAAGUGCUAAUUACCAGUUGCAAUCUAUAAAAAGAGGAAAUGCUAUCAGAACACUUACCUCGUGAAAUUAGUUUACUAUUGCAUAGUUUAUACUAUUAAAUGUUUUAUUAAAAGUCAGUUUCGCUUGUCGAAACAAACCCGAAAAUGUCAAGUUUUCUGUAAAGGCUGUGAUGUCGGCAGUGUGGGAUCCUUCCAGUCAACUGUUGUCGCUUUAUAUGUAAUUACAUUCCUUGACUGUAAGGUGUAAAAGCCAUUAUUGUCAUCUAUUUCUUGAUCCGGAGAUUCGUCCGAACCAAGAUGAAACAUCGUGUGAACCCUCGAGCUAGCUCAUUCAGUGCACUAUUUUCCAUAUCAUGAAUUAUUUUAUAUUGAAUAGCGCAUCAUCAAAUAAAAUUGACAUUUUAUCAAG